Messenger RNA from Dovyalis caffra, 537 nucleotides. NCBI's taxonomy places the organism in Eukaryota, Viridiplantae, Streptophyta, Magnoliopsida, Malpighiales, Salicaceae. The record is from the annotation of a GenBank genome assembly.
AUGGCCAUUUCUCGUUCUCUCUCCUUUUUUGUUCCUCUUCUGGUCAUCUUUGUCUUGACCAACUCUACCUCAAGUGAAGCCCAAACCCAAGAUGUAAUCGACGAAGUGUGUCGACAAAUGGAAGAAUAUGGUUUCUGCAACCGGACUUUCCAUGAGAACAUGAAAAGCCCAACAACAGACUAUGUUGGUCUCACAGCAAUAGCGAUGGACCAAACAAUAAAAAAUGCAAGCAACACAUAUGAUUAUAUCGUGCUUCUUGUAAAGAACACAACUGACCCAAAAUUCAAGUUUGCUUUAAUGGUAUGUGAGAGCGCUUUUAGUACAGUGAGGUCUUCUUUCCAGACUGGUUUGCAAUAUUUUAACAAAAAAGAUAAUGCUGGUAUGCUUAACGUUGAACAUGACACACCGAGAAGACAAGCCAACUGCGAGGCUAGUCUCAGUAUACAACCAACUCCAAAUCCAUUGGUUGAUAGGAAUAGGCAAAUGAGGAUUCUGAUUGCUAUGUCUUUGGUCACUGGACAUCAACUACUUCAUUGA